This is a messenger RNA of Sphaerulina musiva SO2202, 1329 nucleotides long. RefSeq lists its product as uncharacterized. The transcript is spliced from 2 exons. The record is from RefSeq and is a predicted model, not a curated record. Bases 1 to 1329 code for a protein of 442 amino acids. Lineage: Eukaryota; Fungi; Ascomycota; Dothideomycetes; Mycosphaerellales; Mycosphaerellaceae.
AUGUUCGGGAAACUGACAUUGCACAAGAAAAAAUCUGGACAGGAGGAUACUAACAGUUCUACUCCUCUUCUACAGCGCUCGGACGACGACUUGAAGACACGCGCUCAGCAACAGCAGCAGCAGCAGCAGCAGCAUCAGGAACGCGAAGAGGAAUACCAACGACUGUUCCCCAAGCGCAACGACAUCCAGCACCACGACGACGAGGACAAGAUUGACCAACCCGACCCUACGCCCCAUCCCGUACUGCGACCCAAGUCCAGCUUUCCCGCGAGCGGCAAGAGAUUUCUGCCACGCAAGAAGUUCUUAAUUCCAACAUCGAAGUUUGCUGUUUCACAACCAACACUCCCUGAGCCUUCUAGCAUCCCCGAGCGCGACGAGCACCUCCCCACCGUCGCAACCCCUUCUGUCACUUAUCCCGACUGUCGCCCUCCAGUGAAGCGCGUGCAAGCCCGAGGUUGCCUCUUCGACAUUGCUCCGAUGCCUCUGUCCAGCCACCCACCCGUCGACGAGAAAGAUGACUCCUCGCAGCCUGAAGGCAUGCAGCAGUCCUCUUCUCCCUCUUCCCCCUCUUCCCCCUCUUCGACAACCCACCACCGACAAGAGCGAGCAGACUCUCAUCAAGAAGACGUAACCACCCCCAUCACCACGGCCACGGCCACCACCAACCCAGAAGUCACUUCGCGCGAUUUCGCUUCUACGCCCCGCGACGUCUUGACCGUACCCGCUCUCACCAUUCGCAAGAAUUUGCUGCAGCCACCCACUUCUACAACUAGUACUACAACUAGUACUACUUCUACUCGCAUCCCCUCAUCUCCACGCUCUUCGCCCCAUUCUCCCAGCGAGAAAAUGUCUGUUCCGCCGCAAACUGCCGAGAAUGAACGCAAGAGAGAUUCUGAAGCUGCGUACACUACGGCGAAAAUGGCUUUGCCGACGACGACGACGAGUUUUAGGGAGAAGUUGUGGGGUGCUGGACCUUCUUCUUCAUCUUCGUCGGCGGUGGCGGCGGUGUCGAAUAACAAGAACGACAAGGCUAGUGCCGGUAGUAAGACAUUCGGAUUUACGCCGUUGAGAGAUCAGACUCGUCUUAUUCCUGCUGCUGGUGCUGCUGGUGCUGGUGCUACUGGUGGCAAAGCCACUCUCCCAUCAUCAUCCUCCUCACCCAUCUCUUCUUCCGGAGCCAUCCCCGUCCGUCCUCCUCUCUACGAUUUCCACAAACCUGCCGGUUUACAAUGGGCUUCACCGGGAAUUACCAAUAGUAGACCUGCUGCUCCUUGGGCCAAGUUCGAGUUCAGCAUCGAGAUCGUGGGAUUUUUAGGUGAAUGGAGAUGA